This is a messenger RNA of Sphenostylis stenocarpa, 1434 nucleotides long. NCBI's taxonomy places the organism in Eukaryota, Viridiplantae, Streptophyta, Magnoliopsida, Fabales, Fabaceae. The record is from the annotation of a GenBank genome assembly.
AUGGGUUCCAAAUAUAGUUUGGUUGCACUUUUCCUGUUACUUCUCCACCCUGUGGUUCUCUCAGGACCUACCAAUGGGAUAAUUAGAGUCGGAUUGAAAAAGAACAAAAUUCUCAAAAGACAUACUGAUGAAGUAGGAGCAACUUUGAGAGAUGAAAAUUCAGAUGAUAUAAGUAAUAUUCGGUUGAAGAACUACAUGAAUGCUCAGUAUUUUGGUCAGAUUAGUAUUGGUACUCCUCCUCAGAAAUUUUCUGUUAUAUUUGACACUGGAAGUUCCAACCUUUGGGUGCCUUCCUCCAAAUUUCUUCCUUUGAUUUAUGCAGGGUCAUCAGCUGAAAUCCAUUAUGGAACUGGGCAAAUUUCAGGUUUCUUUAGCCAGGACCAUGUCAAGGUUGGAGACUUGAAUGUUUAUGACCAGGAUUUUAUUGAGGCAACUAGAGAGCCUAGCCUCACAUUUUUGGCAGCCAAAUUUGAUGGCAUUUUGGGGUUAGGAUUUCAAGAGAUAUCUGUGGGGAAUGCUGCUCCUAUCUGGUAUAAUAUGCUAAAUCAACAGCUUGUAGCACAACCAGUAUUUUCAUUCUGGUUAAACCGCAAGACUGAUGAGGAACAGGGCGGUGAGAUUGUUUUUGGUGGAGUUGAUUCAGACCAUUACAAGGGUGUGCACACAUAUGUCCCAGUUACUCAUAAAGGCUAUUGGCAGAUUGAAAUAGGAGAUGUCCAAAUUGAUGGCGAAACAACUGGAUUUUGUGCUGCCAAGUGCUCUGCAAUUGUUGAUUCUGGAACCUCUUUAUUGGCUGGCCCAACGGGUGUCAUUGCUCAAAUCAAUCAUGCAAUUGGAGCGGUUGGUGUUGUGAGCCAAGAAUGCAAAGCAGUGGUUGCUCAAUAUGGAAAAGUCAUAUUGGAUAAGCUGAUGAAUAAGGCUUUGCCACAACAGAUCUGCUCUCAAAUUGGUUUGUGUACUUUUGAUGGUACUCAAGGUGUAAGUAAGGGCAUCCAGAGUGUGGUUGAUAAAAACAUAAAGAAGACAUCUUAUAGUUGGAAUGAUGCUGGAUGCACAGCUUGUGAGAUGGCUGUGGUAUGGAUCAAAAAUCGUCUACGAUUAAACGAGACAGAAGAUCAAAUCUUAGACUAUGCCAAUUCGCUGUGUGAUAUGGUUCCCAAUCCAAACGGAGAAUCAGUUGUUGAAUGCAGUACUUUAUCUGAGAUGCCAAAUGUUUCAUUCACCAUAGGGGGAAAAGUGUUUGAGCUUUCCCCAGAACAGUAUAUUCUUAAAGUGGGGAAAGGAGCCACAGCACAAUGCAUUAGUGGAUUUAUAGCUUUAGACAUUGCUCCUCCUCGAGGACCUUUAUGGAUUUUGGGAGACAUUUUCAUGGGUCGGUAUCAUACAGUGUUCGAUUAUGGCAAUAUGAAAGUUGGAUUUGCUGAAUCAGCAUAA